AUGAGGUCACAGGGCGGAAUCGAACCGCCGACCCUCCGAUCUCUAUCCGACCCUCUCUACUACCAGCCACCCAUGUUUCGAACCAGACAUGUCAUUAGAACCUGGGGAGCGUUCUCAGUGGUGCGGCGCUGUGUCAAGGUUCUGUCGGGUCAGGAGUACGCCGCCAAGAUCAUCAACACCAAGAAGCUCUCUGCCAGAGAUCAUCAGAAGUUGGACCGUGAAGCUCGAAUCUGUCGAUUACUGAAACACCCCAACAUCGGUGAGUACUACUGUGUGUACUGCCAGGUAACAGGUGGAGAGUUAUUUGAAGAUAUUGUAGCCAGAGAAUAUUACAGUGAAGCUGAUGCCAGUCACUGUAUCCAGCAGAUUUUGGAGGCGGUGCUACACUGUCAUCAGAUGGGCGUGGUGCACCGAGACCUGAAGCCAGAAAACCUGCUUUUGGCCUCCAAGUCGAAAGGAGCGGCAGUGAAACUGGCUGAUUUUGGCCUUGCCAUCGAAGUGGAGGGAGACCAGCAGGCCUGGUUUGGUUUUGCCGGGACUCCUGGAUAUCUGUCUCCGGAGGUUCUGAGGAAGGAUCCAUACGGGAAGGCGGUCGACCUGUGGGCCUGUGGUGUGAUUCUUUACAUCUUGUUGGUCGGUUAUCCUCCGUUCUGGGAUGAAGAUCAACAUCGUCUCUACCAGCAGAUUAAGGCUGGAGCAUACGAUUUUCCUUCUCCAGAGUGGGACACAGUGACUCCGGAAGCCAAAGAUCUCAUUAAUAAGAUGCUGACCAUCAAUCCGGCCAAAAGGAUCACAGCAGCCGAGGCGCUAAAACACCCCUGGAUCUCUCAUCGCUCCACGGUGGCGUCCUGCAUGCACAGACAGGAGACGGUCGAGUGUCUGAAGAAGUUCAACGCCAGGAGGAAACUGAAGGGAGCCAUCUUGACCACCAUGUUGGCCACCAGAAAUUUUUCAGGAGGAAAAAGUGGAAGCAACAAGAAGGCCGACGGAGUCAAGCGGAUGAAGCUAAAGAAGCUUCAUGAAGCUUCACCUGCAGCUCUGAGCGUGCUCAGUACAGGACGCUACCGACGUGACGGGAAACAGAAGGACGGACUUCCUGUCACCUGCAAGACAGGAACCUACACGGUUCUACUGCACCCCAAACUGCCCUCCGUCACACUCACAGUGCGUGAAGAGGAAGAUCAGGACAGCACCAGGCCAGACGGAGUGUCCCCCUCCUGUCUGAAAGCCUGUGCUGGUCAGCUGGCUCCAGUCUGCACCAGGACCUUGAACAGGUCCCUGGAGCAAUGUGAAGUCCCCUCUACCUUCAGACGUUCCACAAUCAUACCGGUUCCCAAGAAACCCUCCAUCACAGGACUGAACGACUACAGACCAGUGGCUCUGACAUCUGUGGUCCUGAAGUCGUUGGACAGACUGGUGCUGAGCCACCUGAGGUCCAUGGUGGGUCCUCUGCUGGACCCCCUGCAGUUUGCCUGUCGGGCAAACAGGUCAGCGGAUGAUCCAGUCAAUCUGGGGCUGCACUACAUCCUGCAACAUCUUGAUGGUCCUGGGAGUUACGCAAGGAUCCUGCUCAUGGACUUCAGCUCAGCUUUCAGCACCAUCAUCCCUGGAAUCCUCUCCACCAAACUCUCCCUCCUCAAUGUGUCUCCAUCCAUCUUUGCAAUCGAUGAAAGCACGGACAUUACUGAUGUUGCGCAGCUGGUCAUAUUCAUCCGCAGAGUUGAUGACACUUUGACCGCCACCGAGGUAUUCGUGGAAUUGGUGACGGACACCACAACAGCAGCUGAUAUUUUCACUGCGCUCGUCGACGCGCUGGACAGGCUCGGCGUGGACUGGUCCCGCGCUGUCAGCCUGGCUACAGAUGGUGCGCCCUCAAUGAUCGGGAGAACGGAGGCAUUAAAGAUGGACAACGUCAUGAAGGUGGUCGUCCAAACUGUUAAUUUCCUCCGAUCCAGAGGCCUGAAUCACCGUCAGUUUGACAACCUUCUCAGAGAGAAACACCACAACUAUGGCCUGCCGUACCACUCCGAGGUGACCAUCCGCUCUUCUUACCUGCGUGUCGCGGCUCUACGAGGCCGUUUCACUCCGACGUUUUUCUCCGCCUCGGUCCGCCGCCAUCUUAGCUCCGAGCGAAGAGUCCAGGACGCUAAAGCGGUCCAACUGCAGCUGAAGUGGUUCCAUCGCGUCCCUCAGGUGUGUUUCAGGUUGUGUCCAGUCUGCGUGGAGCUGCAGUCAGAGUCAGUUCAGAUUCCCCACACCGACCCUGAAACUCGCCUCUUACCGGCUCUCACGUGCUCACACCGGGGUCCGUCCGUGUUGAUGCGCGAGCCGCCAUGUGACCGGCCAAACCGCACGGUUCCAUUAUCGGACAGCCGGCACGUUUCUGCUCAUGACGAAGCGCGCGGAGCUGUUGAGAGCCGACCAGCUCCACAGAUCCAGAGUGGGAGUAUCGGUUAA
Stegastes partitus (bicolor damselfish) is the source of this 2457-nucleotide messenger RNA. NCBI's taxonomy places the organism in Eukaryota, Metazoa, Chordata, Actinopteri, Pomacentridae. The record is from RefSeq and is a predicted model, not a curated record.